AUGGCAACUGUAAAUAUUCGUGGUGUGGACGUGAUGUUCCCUUUUUCUCCGUAUCAAUGUCAAAUAGCGUAUAUGGAUAAAGUUAUAGAGGCAAUCGAAAUGAAGUUUGAUGCAGCUUUGGAAUCGCCAACAGGCACUGGAAAAACUCUUUCUUUAUUGUGCUCAACUUUAGCAUGGUUGCAGAGGCAGAAGUUGAAGAUGCAAGCCUCUUUUGGAGAA
Strongylus vulgaris is the source of this 219-nucleotide messenger RNA. The record is from the annotation of a GenBank genome assembly. Lineage: Eukaryota; Metazoa; Nematoda; Chromadorea; Rhabditida; Strongylidae.